AUGAGGCUAACUGAAGCUUUGGUAACUACUGGAUAUGUUCAAAGUAAGUUUGAUUACUCACUUUUUACAAAAAGAAAGGGAACAAAAAUAGUAAUCAUGCUUAUAUAUGUUGAUGAUCUGAUGAUUACUGGAAAUGAUGCUGCCAUGAUAGAAGAAUUGAAAAAGAUUUUGCAUGCUAGCUUCAGAAUGAAAGAUUUAGGUGAACUUAAAUACUUUCUUGGUUUUGAGAUACUUAGAUCUAGAGAAGAGAUCUUGUUGAACCAAAUGAAGUAUGCAUUAGAGCUGAUAGAAGAAAUAGGAUUAGGUGGUGCUAAACCUGUUUGUACACCUAUGGAGCAGAAUAUUAAGCUUACCACUGCCGGUUAUGAUUCUAGUUUAAUUAAAAAUGGUGGGAAGAAGAUAGAUGAUGAAGUGCUGCAGGGUGAAAAAGAAAUCUACCAGAGGUUGAUAGGUAGGUUGAUUUAUCUCACUCAUACAAGGUCGGAUAUCACUUUUGUGGUACAUCAUCUGAGUCAGUUCAUGCAGCAACCAAAACGCUCGCACUUGGAAGCAGCUCUUCGAGUGGUUAAGUACAUAAAGAAGAACCCUAGUCAAGGGAUCUUAUUGUCUUCUGCAGGACAAUGUCAACUAUCAACAUUUUGUGAUGCUGACUGGGCAGCUUGUUUGAUGACAAGGAAGUUGGUUACUGGGUUUUGUGUCAAAUUAAGAAAUUCCUUAAUUUCCUGGAAGUCAAAAAAGCAGAACAUUAUAGCAAGGUCGUCAGCAGAGGCGGAAUACAAAGGCAUGGCAAUGGUAGCAGCAGAAAUUGUAUGGCUAAAAGGUCUGUUAGUAGAGUUGAGUGUGAGGGAUCUUCAGCCGGCUAAACUUUACUGUGAUAGCAAGGCAGCACUGUAG
Hibiscus syriacus is the source of this 894-nucleotide messenger RNA. RefSeq lists its product as uncharacterized. Bases 1 to 894 code for a protein of 297 amino acids. The transcript has a single exon. NCBI's taxonomy places the organism in Eukaryota, Viridiplantae, Streptophyta, Magnoliopsida, Malvales, Malvaceae. The record is from RefSeq and is a predicted model, not a curated record.